GAGUCAGACAGGAGGAGGAGGAAAGUGAACAGCUGUUAACGCGUAUAAACUCUUAUAAUACAAAUAAAUACAUAAAUGCAACGGUUGUCGGUAUAUGGAUGUGAAUAAAGCGGAAUCGGUGUAUCAGUCCAGCUAUACAGAGGAAAUAUAACCGCGGUCCACAGAGGUCCUGAAGAUCAGAUGCUGGUAUAAGAAUCAGUACCACGAUGGAUUACGAGCUGGAGGAAGAUAAACUUGGUAUUCCUACAGUUCCUGGAACAGUGACGCUGAAGAAAGAUGCUCAGAACCUGAUUGGGAUCAGUAUAGGUGGAGGAGCUCAGUACUGCCCCUGUCUCUACAUAGUGCAGGUGUUUGAUAACACACCUGCAGCGCUGGAUGGAACACUAGCAGCAGGAGACGAGAUCACGGGGGUGAACGGAAAAGCCGUGAAGGGAAAAACUAAAGUGGAGGUGGCGAAAAUGAUCCAGGCUGUACAGGGUGAAGCUGUGAUCCACUAUAAUAAACUACAGGCGGAUCCUAAACAGGGGAAAUCUCUGGAUAUCGUGCUGAAGAAGGUGAAGCACAGGCUGGUGGAGAACAUGAGUUCAGGAACUGCAGAUGCGCUGGGGCUCAGCAGAGCUAUCCUCUGUAACGACGGACUGGUGAGGAAGCUGGAGGAACUGGAGAAGACUGCUGAGCUGUAUAAAGGGUUGAUGGAACACUCUAAGCGUUUACUCCGAGCGUUCUUCGAGCUCUCACAGACUCACAGAGAUUUCGGAGAUGUGUUCUCGGUGAUCGGGGUUCGGGAACCACAAGCUGCAGCCAGCGAGGCCUUCGUGAAAUUUGCUGAAGCUCAUCGUAACAUCGAGAAACACGGAAUCCACCUCCUGAAAACCCUCAAACCUAUGCUGCACGAUUUAAACACGUACCUUCACAAAGCCAUUCCAGACACCAGACUGACCAUCCGAAAAUAUCUGGACGUCAAGUUCGAAUACUUGUCGUACUGUCUGAAGGUGAAGGAGAUGGACGAUGAAGAGUACAGCUGCAUCGCGCUGGGUGAACCUCUGUACCGCGUCAGUACAGGGAACUACGAGUAUCGUCUGAUUCUGCGCUGUCGCCAGGAAGCUCGAGCUCGAUUCGCCAAAAUGCGCAAAGAUGUUCUGGAGAAGAUCGAACUGCUGGAUCAGAAACACGUCCAGGACAUCGUGUUCCAGCUGCAGAGGUUCGUGUCGGGAAUGUCCCAUUACUACGACGAGUGUUACUCGGUGCUGAAGGAGGCCGACGUGUUCCCCAUCGAGGUGGAUCUGUCCCGCACCACCCUCAGCUACACCCCCCACACCUACACCGACCAAGAGGAGGACGAGGAGGAACCAGAGGAGGAGCCAGCGCAGGAACGCCACGGGGAAGAUGCACAGAACGGAGCUGAGAAACUCAUCGAUGAUGAAUGAGUGAUUGUGGAGAAACAGUACAUGGAUGGAUGGAUGGAUGGAUGGAUGGAUGGAUGGAUGGAUGGAUGGAUGGAUGGAUUAAAGAUGAAUAAUGAAUGAUGGAUGAAGGAUGGAUGGAUGGAUGAAGGAUAAAUAAUGAAUGAUGGAUGGAUGGAUGGAUGGAUGGAUUAAUGAUGAAUAAUGAAUGAUGGAUGAAGGAUGGAUGGAUGGAUGAAGGAUAAAUAAUGAAUGAUGGAUGGAUGGAUGGAUGAAGGAUAAAUAAUGAAUGAUGGAUGGAUGGAUGGAUUAAAGAUGAAUAAUGAAUGAUGGAUGAAGGAUGGAUGGAUGGAUGAAGGAUAAAUAAUGAAUGAUGGAUGGAUGGAUGGAUGAAGGAUAAAUAAUGAAUGAUGGAUGGAUGGAUGGAUGAAGGAUAAAUAAUGAAUGAUGGAUGGAUGG
Molecule: messenger RNA, 1862 nt
Organism: Trichomycterus rosablanca
Lineage: Eukaryota; Metazoa; Chordata; Actinopteri; Siluriformes; Trichomycteridae
Gene: pick1
Product: protein interacting with prkca 1
Exons: 13
Coding region: 207-1427 (406 amino acids)
Biological process (GO): intracellular protein transport; dendritic spine maintenance; receptor clustering
Cellular component (GO): trans-Golgi network membrane; postsynaptic early endosome; postsynaptic density
Molecular function (GO): protein domain specific binding; protein kinase C binding; phospholipid binding
Source: RefSeq, a predicted model, not a curated record